AUGUCUGGAGCAAAGGAUGAUUUCUACCUUCGUUACUAUACCGGACAUUCAGGUAGACAUGGACAUGAAUUCUUGGAAUUCGAAUAUUCGAACGGCCGUCUCCGUUAUGCAAACAACUCUAACUACCGUAACGACAGCUUGAUCCGUAAAGAGAUGUGGGUUGGUCCUCUCCUGGUCAAGGAGUUGAAGCGAAUUGUCGAAUCUUCUGAGAUCAUCAAGGAAGAUGAUGCCAACUGGCCUAAGAAAAACAUUGUCGGAAAACAGGAACUCGAGAUCAAGUUGGGUAACGAUCACAUUUCAUUCGAGACUGCGAAGAUUGGGUCCCUGGUUGACGUACAAGAGAGCGAAGACCCAGAAGGCCUACGCGUGUUCUAUUAUCUCGUACAAGACCUCCGAUGCCUAAUCUUUUCGCUCAUCUCUCUUCACUUCAAGAUUAAGCCUAUAUAG
Messenger RNA from Rhizoctonia solani, 447 nucleotides. Its product is annotated as Mago nashi protein. Gene Ontology annotation, cellular component: exon-exon junction complex; nucleus. The record is from RefSeq and is a predicted model, not a curated record. Gene Ontology annotation, biological process: RNA splicing. Bases 1 to 447 code for a protein of 148 amino acids. Lineage: Eukaryota; Fungi; Basidiomycota; Agaricomycetes; Cantharellales; Ceratobasidiaceae. The transcript is spliced from 7 exons.